Messenger RNA from Rotaria sordida, 543 nucleotides. NCBI's taxonomy places the organism in Eukaryota, Metazoa, Rotifera, Eurotatoria, Philodinida, Philodinidae. The record is from the annotation of a GenBank genome assembly.
AUGGGUACAAAACGUUUGCAUAAUCCUGAUGUCGAACCUCUUCGUUUAUUCAUUACAGGAGGAGCAGGCACAGAACCUGAUGAAAAUAUUGACGAAAUUCAUACAUUGAUUACAGCUUUUACUGGUGCUGCAGCUGUCAAUGUUGGCGGAGUAACUAUUCAUAGUGCAUUCGGUAUUGGUACUCAGUCUAAUAACUUAAACGAUCAUUUAUCUUGUGACAAACUAAAUAGCUAUCGAUGUAAAUUACAUUCCUUAAAACUAUUAUUUGUUGAUGAAGUUUCUCUCAUUCAAGCAAAGCUUUGGGGUGCUAUGCAUGCUCGUCUUACUCAAAUCAUGGGUAUACGUUCCAAUACAGCUAUUUUCGGUAACGUUGGAAUAAUCGCUAUUGGUGACUUUUAUCAAUGUUCACCUGUUGCAUCUUCAAGUAUUUAUUCUUCUUUACUUAGGUCUGAUCAUUUUGAGUACAUCGAACUCAAAAUCAAUGAAAGACAAAAAACAAAUAGUUCUUUUUCACAAAUGUUAAAUCGUAUCCGAAAACUUUAA